Messenger RNA from Fundulus heteroclitus (mummichog), 3058 nucleotides. RefSeq names its product forkhead box N4 (gene foxn4). Gene Ontology annotation, molecular function: transcription cis-regulatory region binding; DNA-binding transcription factor activity, RNA polymerase II-specific. Lineage: Eukaryota; Metazoa; Chordata; Actinopteri; Cyprinodontiformes; Fundulidae. The coding region runs from base 762 to 2309 and encodes 515 amino acids. Gene Ontology annotation, biological process: regulation of transcription by RNA polymerase II. The record is from RefSeq and is a predicted model, not a curated record. The transcript is spliced from 10 exons.
CCACCACAAGUUGCGACUCACAGCAUUUCAGAGCCCAUCGAAGUAGGGAAGAACCAGGAGACGAGGAGCGCCACGGAUACCUAUUGACCUAUUUUUUCCCCUAAAUAUAUAUUUCACUGAGGACCUUAUUACUUACUUUCCAGCGUGGAUCAGCGAUUUUAAAAAAUAAAUUAAAUUAACUUCAUCGUCCUUUUAUUUAGGAUUGAGGACCAUGCUUUUUGUUUGGCGCACCUGUGCGCCACCGGUGAGACAAGCGCACAGGUGAAGACAGGAACUGGGGAACUCUGGGAUGUGUAAACUCCUCCAGUUUAGACUCUUUCACCUGAGAGCGCUGAGCCUGCCUGGUGGAUUAAAUGUUGAUGCAGAAAACGUGUGAUUUUUUUGACAGAAUGCCACUGGACGCAAAGAGCGCACCAGGUGCCCAUUUAGGAUCUUAAAACGAGUAACCAUCAGCUCCGAUUGCUUAAACCCGCAGGCUGAAGUGCCGGAUCUUGACAGACUACGCAUUUACAGCUGUCAAACUCUCGGGGGUCCUCCUGCCCCCCUCCCCCGGGCAACAAGGGCGCUCUCCUCGGGUCUCUACUGCGCAUGUCAGAGUGCUGGACAGCUCCAGAGAGGGAAAUUUAAAAACGGUUUUUGGAGGAAUCAAGCCGAACACAGUAGGAUACAGUACAGGGGCUCGGGACCAGCUCUCACAAUCUUCAAUAUAAACCAAAAAAAACAAACAAAAAAACGAAAAAGGCUACCACAUAUCCCAGGAAAUGAUAGAAGGUGGAAUAACAUCCAGGAUGUCAGGAAUAAUUGACAACGCUGGGCAUCAUCCGUCUCCACAGGACUACAGGCUUCUGACCACGGACCCCUCCCAGCUGAGAGUGGAGGACCUCCCUGGGGACCUGCAGUCCCUGUCAUGGCUUACCUCGGUGGAUGUGCCCCGGCUGCAGCAGAUGGCUGAUAGCAGAGGCCACAGCAACGGGCCCUCCCAGGGCAGCCUCCUGGAGCAACAGACAGCUCAGCUGAACAACAUGACGAUACCCGUGAGUCAGAGCUCCAUGCUGCACCUUCAGAGUAACAUGCAGCACAGCCCACUGGGAAUAAGUAUAAUCAACACCCACAGUGGAAGUAUGUCUCCCUUCUCCAUGAAUGGAAUGCCUUCGCCAGGAUAUCAGUGCCCUACCUCGGUGUACCAGCCUGCAUCCCAGCAGGUGUACUCUCUAACCCAAAAUGGACAACAGUGCUCGGCUGGUGGACUUUAUAGCAAUGUUUCUUUCAACAACCAAAGUCUGUUCACACAACCUCGUCUGGCCCCACAAGAACAGGAGCUGCAGCCCAAGUCUUUCCCCAAGCCUAUCUACUCCUACAGCUGUUUGAUUGCCAUGGCUUUAAAAAACAGCAAAACCGGCAGCCUCCCAGUCAGUGAGAUCUAUAGCUUUAUGAAGGAACACUUUCCAUAUUUUAAGACUGCACCCGAUGGAUGGAAGAAUUCGGUCAGGCACAACCUGUCCUUAAAUAAAUGCUUUGAGAAGGUGGAGAACAAGACGAGCAGCUCUUCCCGUAAGGGCUGCCUGUGGGCACUGAACCCUGCCAAAAUUGACAAGAUGGAGGAAGAGAUGCAGAAGUGGAAACGCAAGGAUCUCCCAGCGAUUCGCCGCAGCAUGGCGAACCCAGACGAACUGGACAAACUGAUCACCGACCGCCCAGAAAACUGCAGACGGAAACCUCUAGAGCCCGGCAUGACCCGGCUGGCCGGCUGUACAACAGGUCUCCCUCUACCGGUGCCGGCCCAGAUGCAGCCUCAGCCCAUAGUCACCCUGUCUCUGCCGUGUUUGCCCAUGCACCAGCACCACCAGCUUCAAGCUCACCUCCAGGCUCAGGCUCGACUGGGCCCCAUGUCCCCUGCCCCAGCCCAGACGCCUCCCCUCCACGCGGUCCCCGACCUCUCCCACAGUCCGCUCACCCAGCAGCCCGGCAAGCCUCCUGAUGACUUUUACAGUUUGCAGAGCGACACGAACACAGAGGUGGAUGCACUAGACCCGAGCAUCAUGGACUUUGCUUUUCAUGGGAACCUGUGGGAAGAAAUGAAAGACGAUAGCUUUAACCUGGACGCGUUGGGCACCUUCAGUAACUCCCCUCUGCGACUAUCAGACUGUGACUUGGGAUCGGCGAGCCUCCCUCCGGCCUCCAGCGCCGUGAACGUCCCGCUGUCAGAUGUGCAAGUGACGGGGCUGUACACCUCAUACACCUCCCAGGAUCCCCUUUCCUCCCAGUACAUGGGCAGCCAGCCUAACAGCAAACCCAUCGCCCUACUUUAAACAAGCCAAACUGUCCCACCGAAAAGAUUCAAAAUCAUUUACUGUUUUUUUUUUAUUGUUUUGUUUUGUUUUUUGGACGGCAGCUGAACCCGUUUGAUUUCUUUUGAAGAAGUGGAAGUUCUAGGGACCUGGAGAGAAACAUUUCAUUCAACAAGAGAACUGCUUUCUAGGAACUAAAACCACAUAUAAGUGGUGACUCAAAGGUGAAAAAAAGACAUGUCAGACCGAAAAUGUUUAGUUUUGCCAAGCAAAGACUGGAAACCUGUAUAAAUACAAAGAGUGUGUGGAGGACUGCAUGUAAGUUAGCUCUUACUUGUUCCUUUAUUGUUCUCCUUUCUGUGAUGUAGCUCAAAAAAACCCUGUCUGUUGUAUUGUGCUAGACUUUAUUGCUGUGAUGUUUUAUUUAUAUUUAUAAAAGACAAAUGGAGAAGGUGACGACUUUAUCGAUCUUUUGCUGUACAUAUUUAACUGUUUGGACUUGGUGUUAGCCACAUCCCUUCAAAACGCGCCCAGUAAGCAGGUUCUUACUCUGCUCCUUCCACACGUCAUGAUUAACGUGGCUGGAGGAAAGACGUCUGCUUUGCUGUUGACUUGAUCAUAAUAAAAUGGGUAAAUGAAAUAAGCAAAUUUGCAUUUAAAUACAUUUUAUUGAAAAACAAAUGGAAAUGGGUCAAAAACAUCCAAAAGUAAUGUGAGAGCUGAAUUUUGAUCAGUGUAACGGCAAGUCAACGCAUGGAUUUUUUUUUUUU